This is a messenger RNA of Ectocarpus sp. CCAP 1310/34, 480 nucleotides long. NCBI's taxonomy places the organism in Eukaryota, Phaeophyceae, Ectocarpales, Ectocarpaceae. The record is from the annotation of a GenBank genome assembly.
AUGUCCGUUGAUCGAUACUACUGUACAUGUUCUAGGAGCCGCAGGACCCACGUUUUGAACUCUCUAAAGUUUACUUUUGCAUGCGCUGCAGGUGCCAUUCCCCUUGAAAUAGGGAACCUUGGUGCCCUGGAAACGCUCGACCUGGGGUUCAAUGAUCUAACAGGCACCAUCCCGGCGGAGCUGGGCAAGCUUGAAGCACUGAAGACGCUCGACCUUGAACACAAGCUAAUCCGGCCGAUCCCGCCUGAGCUAGGAAGUCUGAGCAACUUGCAGAAGCUUGAGCUCAGUGGCUUUUUUCUUGUUGGCGGCGGAUUAACCGGGCCUAUCCCGCAGGAGCUGGGCAAGCUAACAGCGCUGAUGGAGCUCACACUAGGGUACAACAAGCUAUCCGGCCACAUCCCGCGGCAGCUAGGAGAUCUUGGCGCCCUCGAGACCCUCAACCUCGGAUACAACAAGCUAGAGGGUGAGUUGAGUAGAUAA